Lycium barbarum (goji berry) is the source of this 635-nucleotide messenger RNA. RefSeq names its product histone H2B.2-like. Gene Ontology annotation, cellular component: nucleosome. Gene Ontology annotation, biological process: nucleosome assembly. Gene Ontology annotation, molecular function: structural constituent of chromatin; DNA binding; protein heterodimerization activity. The coding region runs from base 52 to 474 and encodes 140 amino acids. The record is from RefSeq and is a predicted model, not a curated record. Lineage: Eukaryota; Viridiplantae; Streptophyta; Magnoliopsida; Solanales; Solanaceae. The transcript has a single exon.
CACACAAAUUCAAACUCAAAAAGACCCCCCAAUUUCACACACUUAGCAAAAAUGGCACCAAAGGCAGAGAAAAAACCCGCAGAGAAGAAACCCACUGCCACCGCCACCGCCGAGAAAACAAAGGCAGGCAAAAAGCUGCCCAAGGAUUCUGGAGCUGCCGCUGCGGGAGACAAGAAAAAGAAGAGGUCAAAGAAAUCGGUCGAGACAUACAAGAUAUACAUAUUCAAGGUGUUGAAGCAAGUUCAUCCAGAUAUAGGGAUAUCAAGCAAAGCUAUGGGUAUAAUGAACAGUUUUAUUAAUGAUAUAUUCGAGAAGCUUGCUCAGGAAUCUUCUAGAUUGGCUAGGUAUAAUAAGAAGCCAACAAUCACUUCUCGGGAGAUUCAAACUGCCGUCCGGUUGGUUCUUCCUGGUGAAUUGGCCAAGCACGCUGUCUCUGAGGGUACUAAGGCUGUUACCAAGUUUACUAGCUCUUAGAAAUGUGUUAGGUUUUGUACUGAUUUUUAAUUUCUGUUUGUGAGUUUAUGAUUUUAAUUAGGGUUUGGUGAUGUAAAGAAGUAAAUUUCAAUAGAUUUGAAUCAGUUUGGAAAGUAAGACGAAAAUUGAGGAGAUAAAGUGACGCUACUCUUGAUAUUCGA